Messenger RNA from Thelazia callipaeda (thelaziosis nematode), 4605 nucleotides. The record is from the annotation of a GenBank genome assembly. Lineage: Eukaryota; Metazoa; Nematoda; Chromadorea; Rhabditida; Thelaziidae.
AUGACAAAUAAUCACGGUGGAAGUGAGGCCAAAACUUGUGUUUAUGAUGCUGAGGAAGAAAAAAACCAAGUUCCUGUUAGUAAUUAUGAUAAAGUUGAUGCAGCCACAGAAACGAAAGCUGGGUGGUUUAUUAUUCAAGACAGCAAUGAUUCUUCGUGGUCGGGGACGCAUGAUCCAUCAGCAUGUAGUGGUAUUACUGCAUAUUUAGCACAUAAUGCAGGUACUGUGCGAACAUCGACAGAAUCGUUGAGUGAAACAUUUGAAGCUGUAUUAGAAUCCUUACGACGUUCAUUAAAGAAACAUCGAUUGCGUAACACAAUUCUUGGACGAACUAUACUCACUAGAGGGAUUUCUGUGGCUGUCAAAAAAUUCGAUCCAAAUCGUUCUUACAACAAGUUAUCGUUGAAGCGGUUUACUGAUGAGCGGGAUUUUGUGGGACAAAAAUUAAAUACUUUUAUGCGAGUUUCAAAUUUAUACUUAGGACGAAGAUCCGUCAAAGUGUCGGAUUUGAAGUGUUCUAAAUAUUUCUACGAAUCAUAUAUCUUACAUGAAUGCCGAUUAAUGAGUUUACAGAGACCGAAGAAGAAACCUUUACAUGAAUAUUACAAUGAUGAUGACGCAGAAUUGGAAGCGUUGGCCAGAGUUGUUGAUCCCACAGCACCACGCCCAGAAGGUGUAAUGGUUAGUCCUGCACGUGGUGAUCAUGCAUCAGUCUCUACUAGUUUACCUCGUUCAAUUGAUUCGGCACUACGUAAGUAUGGAACAUCGCAGUCAAGAAUGGUAGCAGCUGUAGUGUUAGAUCAUUCUGCUCGCCCAGCUUACUCACUUACUUAUGGCAAGUUUCGUGAUGAUAUAUUAAGCAGUAAAUUAUUAAGCCGUGCUACUAAAGUUGCUCACAUGUUAUUAACGAAACUUGUUCCUGGAUUUGUUGGAAAAGAAAAAGUUUUAUUAUGUAAAAGUGGUGAUCGAGUUGCCUUAGUUUAUCCGAAUACAGAACCUCUUUCAUUUUUGGUAGCUUUUUAUGGAUGUAUUUUGGCUGGAAUUAUUCCUGUACCUGUUGAAGUUCCACUUAGCAAGCGAGAUGCGGGUAUCCAGCAGCUUGGUUUUCUAUUAGGAAGCUGCGGUGUAAAAGUAGCUCUUACUUCGGAUUCCUGUUAUAAGGGCCUACCUAAACGGUCUUCAAGUAGCCAAAAUUAUCCUAAUUCUAAUGCUGCGUCAAUACCAGGAAGUGAAAUCAUCGAUUUUAAAGGAUGGCCACAACUCGUUUGGCUCACAACCGAACAUUUGAGUAAGCCAUCAAGAGAUUGGUCAGUACCACCAAGAGUAACAGAUGAUUCUGUGGCAUACAUCGAGUAUACGACAGAUAAGGAAGGUAGCGUAAAAGGCGUGUGCAUAACUCGUCAAGCCUUGCUUUCACAUUGCAGGCGUGUUUUGUCUUUAACGAUGGCCAUGAAUUAUUCAGAGUCAGAAACAAUGGUAUCAGUUCUUGAUUUCAAGCGCGAGGCUGGGCUCUGGCAUUCUAUUUUAGCGAGUGUAUUUGCCGGUUUACGGGUUGUUUUUGUCCCCUAUUCAUUGAUGAAAAUCAACCCUGCAUCAUGGAUGCUAAUGGUUACAAAAUAUCAAGCAAAAACAGCUUUGGUGAAGUCACGUGACUUACAUUGGGGUUUAUUAGCAACUCGUGAUCAUAAAGAUAUCAACCUAUCAUCUCUUCGUUCAAUUCUCGUGACUGAUGGAGCUAAUCCGUGGUCCUUGUCAUCUUGUGAUCAGUUUGCUUCUGUUUUCCAGUCACGUGGUUUACAUCCUGGUGCAGUUUGUCCUUGUGCUGGUUCUUCCGAAACUGGUACAGUAUCAGUGCGAAGACCAUGCUCUGAUGAAAGCCUACAUAAUUCUGGUCGUGGUGUUUUGUCAAUGUCUGCUUUAAGCUAUUCGGUUGUUCGUGUAGAUCAAGAAAAUUCUUUAACAUCAUUAACUCUGCAGGAUGCCGGUCAGGUUAUUACUGGUGGUGUCGUGGUUGUUAUCAAGCUCUUUGGACCACCACGGUUAUGUUGUGUAGACGAAGUGGGAGAAAUUUGUUUGUAUGCUCACAGCACAGGUUCUGCGUAUUGGGGCCUCGAUGGUUUAUCAAUGAACACUUUUCGAGUAGAACCACUAAACCACAAUGAUAAGCCAUUGGGACCAGUACCGUACGUUCGCAGUGGAUUACUGGGAUUUCUCGCGCCGAAUGGUUUGGUCUUUGUUGUGGGAAAUCGCAAUUCGCAAAUGUAUGUAUCAGGUCGACAGCAUGGUGCCGAUGAUUUGAUUGCAACGGUAUUGGCUGUUGAGCCAAUGAAAUUUAUUUACCGUGGGAGGAUAGCCGUAUUUUCGAUUAAUGUUUUACGUGAUGAACGAAUAUGCAUAGUGGCUGAACAGAAACCGGGUGUGUCAGAAGAAGAUUCGUUCAGUUGGAUGAGUCGUGUACUGCAAGCAGUCGAUAGCAUUCAUCAAGUUGGAAUUUAUUGCUUAGCUCUUGUACCGUCAAAUCAAUUACCCAAAACACCACUUGGUGGUAUUCAUGUGUCUGAAACUCGACAAAGAUUUAUCGACGGCAUUUUACAUCCAACUACGCUUCUCAUGUGCCCUCAUACUUGUGUUAUUAAUUUACCGAAACCUCGUGAACAACAGUGUGAUGUUGGACCAGCAGCUAUGUUUGUCGGUAACAUUGUUCAGGGCGUACGUAUUGCAGCUGCUAGAGGGCGGCAGAUUACUAUGGAUGAUGAUAAAAUAACUAGCUUAGUAGAAGUGUUACGACAACGAUCGCAAACAUCUCCCGACCAUAUUUUAUUCACCUUAAUUAAUUCUCGUGGAACGGAAACAGAAAGUACAACUUGUGCUCAAUUGUUGAAGAAAGCAGAACGCAUUGCUUCAAUGUUAAUUGACAGAGGAAGAUUAAAUUCGGGCGAACAUGUCGCUUUGAUUUUUCCACCUGGAAUUGAUUUAAUUGCAGCCUUCUAUGGGUGUCAGGUAGCAGGUCUGGUCCCCGUUUGUAUACGACCGCCUUUUCCACAUAAUCUUCAGACAACUUUGCCUACUGUGCGAAUGAUUGUAGAUGUUUCGAAAGCAGUUGCCGUGAUCUCAACAUCAUCUCUUAUUAAGCUUCUUAAAUGUAAAGAAGCUUCUUUAAGAGUAGAUGCUAAGGCUUGGCCUACUAUUCUUGAUGUCGACGACGUUUCAUCACUUAGUAAGAGGAGAUGGGAACCUGAAUAUUUUGAUAGAAAGCCAACCGAUGUAUGCUACUUGGAUUUCUCAGUAAGUACUACAGGACAACUAGCUGGUAUUGUCGUUAGUAUUGGGGGUGCCUCAGCAUUAUGUAGAAGUCUCAAAAUAGCUUGUGAAUUGUACCCUUCACGACACAUAACAUUAUGUCUUGAUCCAUAUUGUGGUCUCGGAUUAGCAUUGUGGUGUCUUGCUGGAGUUUAUUCCGGUCAUCAUUCUCUGCUGAUUCCGCCAACUGAAGUUGAACAAAAUUCUGCGCUAUGGUUGACUGCUGUUUCUCAACGAAAAGUUCGUGACACCUUUUGCUCUUAUGGAGUAAUGGAACUGUGUGUUCGAGAAUUGGCUCCUCAAAUUUCACUUCUGAAAGAAAAAGGUGUUUCACUUUCAUGCGUGCGUACGUGUGUUGUAGUUGCUGAAGAACGUCCUCGAGUUGCUUUAUGUACAGCAUUUUCUAAACUAUUUGCACCACUGGGCCUCAAUUCACGUGCUGUCUCCACUUCAUUUGGUUGUCGGGUAAACACAGCCAUUUGUAUGCAAGGAGCAGCAAGUCCCGAUCCAGCAACAGUUUACGUUGAUGCAAGAGCAUUACGUAAUGAUCGUGUUACACUUGUGGAAAAAGGUGCACCUCACAGUAUUGCAUUGAUGGAAAGUGGAAAAUUGCUGCCUGGUGUUGAGGUAGUAAUUGCUAAUCCUGAAACUAGGGGGCAGUGUGCUGAUUCACAUUUGGGUGAAAUUUGGGUAGCAUGUUCUCAUAAUGCAUUUGGUUAUUUCACAUUAUAUGGCGAAGAAGCAUCUUUACACAGUGAUCACUUCAAUGCAAGUUGUAAGCCAACUUCAUUAGGUCAUGAGGAAUUAUAUAACGUAAUGGGAUUGUCAUUAUUUUUCAUGUUGACUACCGGGGAUACUCGAAAACGCUUUGCGCGCACUGGUUAUUUGGGCUUCCUACGACAAACACAAUCCAUAACAGCUGAUGGAGAAUUGCAUGAUGCUGUAUUUGUUGUUGGCGCAUUAGAUGAAGCAUUAAUGCUGCGUGGAAUGAGAUAUCAUCCGGUGGAUAUCGAAGCAACGGUAAUACGGGCACAUCGAAAAAUUUCGGAAUGUGCUGUAUUCACGUGGACACAUCUUUUGGUAGUUGUUGCAGAAACGGAAGGUUCAGAAGCUGAGGCUUUAGAUUUAGUACCAGCCAUAACAUCGAGUGUUCUUGAAGAACAUCAUUUGAUUGUUGGUGUUGUAGUGAUUGUUGAUCCGGGAGUGGUGCCAAUAAACAGCCGAGGAGAAAAGCAACGCAUGCAUUUAAGGGAUGCAUUUUUGAAAGACAUGCUUGAUCCCAUUUAUGUCGCCUAUAAUAUGUAA